GAUCCGCCAAAGAGAUGCCGAGCUGGCGCUUCUGCGCGUGGCCGCAGCCACGGUGCCGGAAGAGAACCGGGAGGAGGCGCAAGAACCUGAGCGAGAGGUGGUGACCCUCAAUGAAGGGGACGUGGACUUCGACAGGAGCAGCGCCGCCAAAGUUGUGGCGACUGCUGGCGCAUUGAACCCGGGGGACGAGGUGGUGUCGGUGAACGGGCUGUCUGCCAAGAACAUGUCUUGGGAGGAGCUGGAUGCGGCGCUGGCGCCGCGGCCGGUGGUUCUCACGGUGCAAAGGCAGCGCAGAGGCGGCCUCGCCGGGCGCGUGCGGUCCUUGUCCGUGUGGACCCGGCAAGCUGCCAAGGCUGCAGCGCGAGAGCUGGAGCUGGCCAUGGCUGAGCUUCCGGUGGAUGAGAACAUGGCCUACGCGCAGUCUAAAGAAGAUAUCUUGAGGGAGCCAACGCCAAGACGAGAGACAUUAUGAAGCAGCCAGGCGAAGAUAGCAGCUGUGACGAGAAGCGCUGCUCUAGCGCAGAUCUUGUGUCCAAUCUGCACGACGUAUUGUGCCCCAGAGACAUGACCAAGCAGACACUUUCUGUGUGUCGUUUACCUCCCAGCUCGAUUCGUUUCACACAUGACUCUAUCAGUGCGCGGUUCUCUUGUGGCCGCGUGGUUGAAGAUACGUUUACGGAGCUCUUGCGGGGCGUCAUAGACAUUUGUGCAAUACCUCGCCUGACUGUUGUUUGGCAUUUGGAUGAUUGGUUUACGUACACGGGUAACAGGCGUUUGCAUGUGUUCAGACGACUGGAAGAGCAAGGCAAGCUGCAUGAAGUAGAGGUGGCCAUGACACGCAGACGACUCGAGCCAAAGAAGUUUACCACUAAGAACAUGGGUCAAUCUGUGCGUGUCCGAGCUUUGAAGCCAGUCUCGUGACCUGCGGUCAGCGCGGAUGGUAUCCACUCCGUUCGUCAUGAAGCGAAGAGACAAGCAGACCUGCGACGCGGCCUAGGAAAACAGCUUUGCUGCCCAGAGUCGCAGAUCUCUUUUCGUUGCUUCCCCGUGGUUUGUAACCCCACGUCUGAGCGGCGUGUUGAACUUGCAGGCCGGCGCUUUCGUG
This is a messenger RNA of Effrenium voratum, 1105 nucleotides long. NCBI's taxonomy places the organism in Eukaryota, Dinophyceae, Suessiales, Symbiodiniaceae. The record is from the annotation of a GenBank genome assembly.